Molecule: messenger RNA, 366 nt
Organism: Staurois parvus
Lineage: Eukaryota; Metazoa; Chordata; Amphibia; Anura; Ranidae
Source: the annotation of a GenBank genome assembly
GCCCUGUACAACACUUUGGUGGCCAGAUCAGAAAUGGUGUGCUAUUUUGUUAUUAUCCUCAAUCAUAUGAUUUCUGCUUCUAUGAUAACACUGGUGCUGCCAAUCCUCAUAUUUCUGUGGGCCAUGCUAUCUGUGCCACGACCCAGCAAACGGUUUUGGAUGACUGCCAUUGUAUAUACGGAGGUGACUAUUGUGAUCAAGUACUUCUUUCAGUUUGGAUUCUUUCCAUGGAACUUCAAUUUAGAAUUAUUCAAAGAUAAACCUUACCAUCCUCCCAAUAUAAUUGGUGUAGAGAAAAAAGAAGGCUAUGUCCAUUAUGAUCUGGUUCAACUGCUUGCUUUAUUUUUUCACAGAUCUAUCUUAAAG